Meloidogyne enterolobii is the source of this 561-nucleotide messenger RNA. NCBI's taxonomy places the organism in Eukaryota, Metazoa, Nematoda, Chromadorea, Rhabditida, Meloidogynidae. The record is from the annotation of a GenBank genome assembly.
UUAAUCUCUCUUUUUUGGUUGUUCUUGAUGCAGACACAGUUAGGGACAGUACAGCUGUAGCAAUGGCAAGUUUUUGCCCAACAAUCACUUGGACAAUUUCAACAUAUAAUGCCUUUUAUUAUUAUUUUAGUUAUGAUGGGUGCAAUGAAUGGAACUAUAUUUACAGCUAGCAGAUAUUUAUUUGCCGCAGCCCGUAGCAGACAAAUUCCAUCAUUUUUGGCUUUACUUAAUCCAGAAAAUGAUUCUCCCAGAGCUUCUAUUUUUACUCAUGUUUUAAUGGCAAUUUUAUUUUCUUUUGUUGGGGACACAAAUCAAUUAAUUAAUUAUUUGGGGUUUGCCCAAUGGCUACAAAGAGGAUUUACAAUGUGUGCAUUAUUGUGGAUUAGAUUUAAUUUUAAUAAUUUUAUUUUACAUCCAGAUGCUAUUAAAACACCUAUUGUAAUUUAUUUAUUUAAAUUAAAAGUGUCUCUCCUUAAAAUCGGGAACAGACCUGGGCGAAACUCAAAAUUUUUUUCUGACGAAACGAAACGAAACAAAAUUUUUUUAAAAUCGUUUCGUUAA